Papilio machaon (common yellow swallowtail) is the source of this 1780-nucleotide messenger RNA. RefSeq names its product cytochrome P450 4c3. Lineage: Eukaryota; Metazoa; Arthropoda; Insecta; Lepidoptera; Papilionidae. The record is from RefSeq and is a predicted model, not a curated record. Bases 1 to 1470 code for a protein of 489 amino acids. The transcript has 10 exons. Gene Ontology annotation, molecular function: monooxygenase activity; oxidoreductase activity, acting on paired donors, with incorporation or reduction of molecular oxygen; iron ion binding.
AUGUUGGUAUUAGGAUUAUCUGUUAUCGCGUUCGCAUUGUACUGGACGUGGCGAUCGCGUGUGACGUCACGUCUGGAACCCCCCGCUUACCCUGGAGGGAUACCGUUUAUUGGACACGCGCACCUUUUGAUAGGAGACAGUAUUUUUUUAUGGAAUGCUGUAAAGGAAUUGUCAUAUACCAGUUUGCAAGUGGGCGGUGUUAUAUCUGCUUCGAUUGGACCUAGGACUAUUUAUGUUGUAACAGAUCCUGACGAUUGUUUGACUGUCUCUAACGCGUGUUUACAAAAGGACAAUUUCUAUAAUUUUGCCAAGCCCUGGCUCGGAGAAGGUUUAGUCACUGGAAUACUGCCAAUAUGGAAGCAUCAUCGAAAGUUACUGAACCCAGCGUUCAGUCAGCUCGUGCUGGACGGUUUCCAGGGAGUUUUCAAUAGUCAAUCUCGUCGCCUGGUGAGAGACAUGGCGGCAGAGGUAGGGAAGGGGCCUUUCGAUCACUGGGCUUACACGAGAAGGAAUGCUUUGGAGACUAUUUGCUUGACCGCUCUGGGAGUUGAUUUCUGCGAGAACAGCGUCCUGAAUAGUCAGUACGAGCACGCGGCGGAGCAGAUGUUCAACGUGCUGGUGGAGAGGUUCCAGAAGUUCUGGCUCCACAGCGACUUUAUAUACAACUGGUCGAGUUUGAAGAAGAAACAAGAGAGAUGUCUGGAGAUACUACACAAUAUGUCAAAUACGGUUCUAAAAACACGUAAAGCUUCAUACUUAAAUAAUAAGAAGAAUGGAUUAGAAGCAUCGACAGGUACAAAAUUCAAGGCGUUUUUGGAUCUUCUACUAGAAUUAUCUAUAGAGAAAGGAGCGUUCAAUGAUUUGGAGAUAAGAGAACAAGUGGAUACAAUGAUAGUCGGAGGUCACGACACUUCGGCUAAUGUUCUUAUGUUCGCCUUAGUUAUGAUUGGAUCAUAUCCGAAGGUGCAGGAGCGAAUAAUCGAAGAGCUAUACGACAUUUUUGGGAACGAUGACAGAGAUGUGACAAAGCAAGAUUUAUCUCAAUUAGUAUAUUUAGAGGCCGUGUUGAAGGAAACAAUGCGGGUGUACCCCAUCGUACCUGUGACUGCGAGGUGGCUUGACAGAAAUGUCAAACUAAAGAACUACACAUUAACCGCUGGUCGCACAUGCUUUAUGUUAGUGUACGGGGUCCACAGACACGCCAUGUGGGGACCUGACGCUGAGGAGUUCAAGCCCGAACGCUGGCUGGACUCAGCCACUUUGCCGCACAGUCCCAACGCCUUUGCCGCAUUUAAUAUGGGCAGAAGAAUCUGUAUUGGUAAAACGUACGCCUAUUUAUCGAUGAAAACAACUUUGGCUCACCUAUUACGUCACUACCGAGUACAAGCCGACCACAGCAAGAUGAUAUUAAAACUUGACGUCAUGCUUAAACCCGAGUGCGGUCACUUCAUAUCCAUAGAGAAGAGAUGAAAUGUGAAUUACAAAAGUCCUAACUCUGUUCGACAAAAUUAUUAGUCCUUAUGGGCAUAAGUAACAAUAACCUACAAUAGCUAACUAACGUCCUCAUCAUAUCAAUGUCUUAAAGUACUACAAAAUGCUUGUCAAAGGAGUUGAUGACUUUCGGAAGAAAUUAGAAAAUACUGGUAACCCCUUAUUUGUAGACGGCCAACGUCAAUGUCAAAAUCUGACAUAAGAUCCUUGUGGGACUAUAUAGACUAUACAGAUUAUAAUUUUCAUUUGAAACCGACAAGGUUGUAAUUUUCUAUGACUACUAGCUGUU